AGCAACAACAAGAGCCGGGUGUACGGGCACCGAGUAGUAUAAAAGCGCGGAGCUCGAACUGAGCCAGGUACAGUACUCGUCGUAUUCGUUCAGUUCACAACAGUGGACCAGAAACCACGACAAGGAUGAAACUUUUGUUGGCGCUGACCGUGUGCGGGCUCGCCGUGAGCCUCGUGACCGCCGGGUUUCUUGGCGGCGGCGGCGGGGGCUUCGGCGGCGGCGGCGGCGGCCCAUGGAGGAGUGGCGGUAGUUUCGGAGGCUUCGGUGGUGGCGGUGGACCAUGGAGGGGCGGCGGCGGCGGCGGUUUCGGUGGUGGCGGUGGACCAUGGAGGAGCGGCGGUAGUUUCGGAGGCUUUGGUGGUGGCGGUGGGCCCUGGAGGGGCGGCGGUGGCCUCGGAGGUUUCGGUGGAGGCCUUAAGGGCGGCUUCGGAGGAGGCGGCUUUGGAGGCGGCGGUCCGUGGAGGAGCGGUGGCGGUUUUGGAGGCUUCGGUGGUGGCGGUGGCCCCUGGAGGGGAGGCGGCGGCGGCGGUUUCGGAGGAGGCGGAUGGAGAGUUGGCGGCGGCGGCGGCGGCUUCGGUGGAGGCGGCCGCGGAUGGUGGUAAAGGUGUUAAGCAGUGUCUCCGUCCCGGAACCGAGUCGACCUUUGUGAAGAGGCUGCUAAACUCGCGUUCACCACUGCCAUCGGAGCGCAGGCGCUGCACCACAUGCCUUACAGGGAUCAAGCGAGGCACCAGCGUCUGCACGUCGACGACACAAAGAAGCUGAGCGGCGUGAAACAAUGCGAACCAUUACAAUGCUGUCACGUUAUCUCUGCCAUUCUUUUUUGUUGCUGUUGUUGAGACUUUUGAGUUCAACAAUCCCUUUUCGAGGCUCUGACAGCAAUGGGAGGUAGAGAAAAAAAAAUCAAUGAGAAGAAAAGUAACAAUAAAGUUAGCAAAGACCAUGCGUGGCUUCUGGUUUCAGGCUAACCGAGACGUAACAAGCAACUUACUUUUUUGCCGUCCAGGCGAGAGAUACUGAAAGGCACCUCGUCUAGUUUUGCAUACUACACGCGCUCUUGUCCUCUUGUUUGUGCUGCUGGCGCCGAUUACCCGCCUUUUGAAUAAAGAGCAAUAUUCGUUUUUGUUCCAAAA
Molecule: messenger RNA, 1133 nt
Organism: Dermacentor andersoni
Lineage: Eukaryota; Metazoa; Arthropoda; Arachnida; Ixodida; Ixodidae
Source: RefSeq, a predicted model, not a curated record